AUGGCUGAAUCUUACAAUAAUAGGCAUUUAAGUGGUAUAGGUGGUUUACUACCAUCUAAAGAUAUAUCAGCAGAAACAGGAGAUUCACAAAUAUCACCAUCUAAUAAUAAUGAAAAAGAAAAAGUUCUAAACAAGUUUUCAGGAGCAGGGUAUAAUAUUAAUCAAAUUAUAGGAGCUGGAAUUUUUCAAACCCCUGGUUUUAUAUGGUGGCAGAUUCAGUCACCAGGAAUUGCUUUAAUUCUUUGGGUUGUCGGAGGUAUUGUUAGUUUAUUUGGAGGUCUAGUUUACAUUAAGUUGAGUAUUAGAGCAUUUCCUCGUGGAAUAGGAGAACAAAUUUAUAUUGAUGAUGCAUUCAAAAGGAAUUUAGGACAUAUAUUUAGCUUUGUAGCAAUUUUUGCAAUCUUUCCUGGAGCUAUAAUAGCUGAUUCCUAUACUUUCGCCAGAUACCUUCUUUAUGCCAUUCAAGGAAAUUCUUAUGAUGAUAAUAAAAUCAUUCCAGCAAUUGUUGCAAUUAUUAUGUUAGCAAUAGUUAUAGCAUACCAGAUAUAUUCUAACAAAUUAUCUGUCUAUAUAAAUCAAACACUUGCUUUGAUCAAAAUUAUGGCCUUACUUAUUAUUUCCAUAGCCGGACUAGUAAAUUUAUCUAAUGCUAGCAAUUGGAAUACUAUUUUUAAUAGAUAUUCACUUACAUUGGGAGACUAUAGCGAUGCUAUGAUAAAGGAAAGCUUUGAUAAUGCUAUUGCUUUACGUUUUGUUGGAGAUGAUAAUCUUAAAAAAAGUUUUAUGUCAGCACUUGUUGCAAUUUCUGCUUUUGGAGUGUAG
This is a messenger RNA of Cetraspora pellucida, 822 nucleotides long. The record is from the annotation of a GenBank genome assembly. Lineage: Eukaryota; Fungi; Glomeromycota; Glomeromycetes; Diversisporales; Gigasporaceae.